Molecule: messenger RNA, 866 nt
Organism: Emys orbicularis (European pond turtle)
Lineage: Eukaryota; Metazoa; Chordata; Testudines; Emydidae
Gene: MRM2
Product: mitochondrial rRNA methyltransferase 2
Exons: 3
Coding region: 55-795 (246 amino acids)
Biological process (GO): RNA methylation
Cellular component (GO): mitochondrion
Molecular function (GO): rRNA (uridine-2'-O-ribose)-methyltransferase activity
Source: RefSeq, a predicted model, not a curated record
GUCACUGGGAGCCGGGCGGGGGGCAGCGGGCGCCCUUCGCUGUGGGCCGGAGCCAUGAGCCGUUAUCAGAGGUUGGUGAGCACUUCCCUUCAGUGCCAAAGGUUCCACACUGCAGCAGGAUGUCUAAAGAGCAAAACUGGGGCAGAGCACCGCUGGCUGGAGCGGCAUCUUAAGGAUCCAUUUGUGAGGGCAACAAAACAACAUAAUUAUCGUUGCCGGAGUGCUUUCAAACUGCUGGAGAUAGAUGACAAACAUAAGGUUCUUCGUCCAGGGCUCUCUGUGAUAGACUUCGGGGCAGCUCCUGGAGCUUGGAGUCAGGUUGCUGUACAGCGAGUCAAUGCUUUGGGCACUGAUCCUAACGCCCCUGUUGGUUUUGUCCUUGGAGUUGACCUUCUUCAUGUUUCCCCUCUGGAAGGAGCAGUCUUCCUUCCCAAUGCUGAUAUUACAGAUCCAGUCACGCUUAAGAAGAUCCAGAAGCUCCUUCCUACAGAGAGGGCAGACGUUAUCUUGAGUGACAUGGCACCUAAUGCCACAGGGAUCCGAGAGCUAGAUCAUCAGAAGUUGAUUAACUUGUGCUUGAUCCUUUUGGAUCUGUCCCAAAGUAUCUUGCGGCCAAGGGGAACCAUCCUCUGUAAAUUCUGGGAUGGACGGGAAGCCCAUCUUCUCCAAAACAGACUAAUGGAGCACUUCCAAGACGUGCGAACUAUAAAGCCUCAGUCCAGCCGGAAAGAGUCAGCAGAGAUCUAUUACUUGGCAAAACUGUACAAUGAUGGAGUGAAACAUCAGAAACAGUGAUGAUUGUGUCUGCCAUUAUUGCAGUGGUUGUCAGUCACUGACUGGAUACUUUGAUUUGAAGUGUAUUUAAA